Molecule: messenger RNA, 4423 nt
Organism: Dryobates pubescens (Downy woodpecker)
Lineage: Eukaryota; Metazoa; Chordata; Aves; Piciformes; Picidae
Gene: SYTL2
Product: synaptotagmin like 2
Exons: 19
Coding region: 1-4359 (1452 amino acids)
Biological process (GO): intracellular protein transport; exocytosis
Cellular component (GO): exocytic vesicle; plasma membrane
Molecular function (GO): small GTPase binding; neurexin family protein binding
Source: RefSeq, a predicted model, not a curated record
AUGCUUGACUUAAGCUUCCUAACGCAGGAGGAACAAGAGGCAAUAAUGAAGGUACUGCAACGGGAUGCAGAGCUUAAAAGAACUGAAGAAGAAAGAGUCAGGCAUUUACCAGAAAAAGUCAAAGAUGCUGUUCAGCUGAAGAAUAUGAGCGGGCAGUGGUUUUAUGAAGCAAAGUCGAAGAGGCACAGAGAUAAGAUACAUGGAGCAGAUAUUAUUAGAGCUUCCAUGCAACGAAAGCCUGCCACUCGUGCUGAAAUGAGUCAGAACAAACCAAGCAAAGCAAAGAACAGCUGGGUGAGCAAUGUUAAUAAAGAAGUCUUUGUACCACCAGAACUGCAUGGCAUUGGGGAACAUCAAGAACAACAACUCAAAUUUAAUUCAAGUUCGAAAAUAGCCUCUCUGCUAGCCAAACCAGAGGAAACACAUAUGAAGACAGCAGUCUCAUCAGUGAAGCAAAGGAGAAAUCCAUUUAAUUCCACUGCAUCAGGUGACAACUUAAACAGUGAGGAAUCAGAAAACAGAGCAGUCACUCAACCUCAGUUAUCAAAGAAAGAGGUCUUGUCAUUAUCAGAAGAGAGCCAACCUAAACUGAACUUACAAAAUGAUGAAACAGAGAAACAUACAAAGCCUUCUGUAGAAGCUACUGAUGAGUCACAAAAAGGACUAAUUAAGCGUCCUGUCCCAAAAGCUAGAAAGUUAAUUCACAAAGCAACUGAUCCUGUGUCACAAAGUGAAGUUGUUCCAAAACCAGCCAAAUGGACUGAGAAGAUCAAUGGUGCUGGUACACCACCCAGGGGCAUUCUGAAGCGCAGUUCAAGUUCAAGUUCCACUGACUCAGAAGCUCGUGUUAGUCAGAUGUUAGAUGUUCAGAAAAAGAAUGGUCUUCCUACAGCAACUAUUUUUGAAGGAGAAGCUGAGAAGAACUCUCUUACAGAAGAAGCCGAAGACUCCACACAAAGUUCACUGGAAAAACUUAAACAAGUGAGGUUCUCAUGUAGCAUAGGUAAAGGAGAACCUCUGCAAGGCCCAAGGGUAUACCACAGCAGAGAAAAAGCAGAGUUUGAAUUGUUAGAAACUGACAAAAUAAAGAGUAGUGAAAAUGAUGCUAUUGGAUCAGAUUCACUUGAGAAUAAGCAAGUUUCUCCUGUAAAGCCUUUUGGAACCAAUUCAUCAGCUUUACAAAUAACACCAAUAGAUGGCUUACAAGGAGGUCCAUCGACAUCUGGCCCUUGUGACACUAAUAGGUCAGGCUUCCUGGCUAAUCAAACCUUGCAGGGAAAGGCAGUUACUCCUAAGCAACUUGAAACUUCACAGAAGACCUCCAGCAAUACCUUGCCAAAUAGCAAUAAUGAACUGAGUGGUGAUGAGACACAUGAAAAUAAAUUCAACCAGACUCUGAGCCAUGGAUCAAAGUCACACAGAAACUUUACUGAAAAGCAUCAGCUUUCUGCUAAGACAGAAGUACAUGGGGUGUCAAAUACCAGUUCUACAAGCCUUCAACAAGGUAAGCCUGAUCUUGUUGAGGAGCGAGAUGUUAAAGCCACUUUCAAGCCUGACAAAAAUGCUGAGGAACUCGUUAAAGUGGCUGAUGAAUCUGUAUCAAAAGUUUUAGAUUGGUUUAAAAGAAGUUCCGGUACUGAAGACAGGAAACAUUUUUCAGCCAGAUCCCAAGACAGGGAACCCCAAGAGGAAGUGAACAUCUCAUCCAGAACAGCAGUUCCUCCUGCAGAACAGAGUGGGCCUAGCAUGGAUAGAAAAACAGAGGUUACAAAAGAGGUAACAUUUGGAAAGAUUAAACAACAUAAUAGUAUUUCACCUACAUUUAUUUCAGAAGAUGCACAUCUGAUAGAGAGAAUGAAACCUAAGAAGGGGGAAGAAAACGAGGACCAGAAUUACAAAUCACCAACUGAAAUUGACUGUACAAGAGUUCAAGAAGUAGAACAUGGUCAAAAAAUCAAGCAACAAAAUCAAAAAUCAAGUUUGAUGGAACAUGAAGAACACAAGCUACCAGCUCAGAAAUAUCAGUCAGAGAAGUCAAUACAAGAAAAAAGAAGAAUAAAGGAGAUCAGAGCAUUCUGGGAAAGGGAUAAAUCUGUUCCCAGUCAUAAAGAGAGAGAAGUUAGUAUCAAUGCUAAUGCAUCAGGUGGUGGUGCAUUGAAAGGUCUCAGAGAUACUGAGAAAAUAAAGCCUACUGCUAUAUACCUACCUAGUGGAUCAGGUGAUCAAAGCAAGUAUACAUUAAGAAGCUAUGGACUAAGUUGUGUAAGUCAGGCUUCAAAAAAUGAACAUCAGAACUCUUAUGACCUUGGGCCAGUCCAUGCACAUGAAAAAGUGGAAAGAAGAGCCUCCUCUGAUGGUGAAGUUCCUGAAUAUACAGAGCUGCCAGAAGCCAGUAACUGGCAGCCAAGAGUUGGUGCCACUUUAUGUUUCCCAGAAAGCAAAGAUGAGAAGGAAACACUUAAACAAAAAGCUGCUGCUCCUUAUCAACAGAAGCCAAAUAUCCAGGUUUUGUCUUUAAAAGAAAAAAUGAAUGAGAAGUCUAAGAAUCAAAUUUCAGAUCCUUCACAGUUCCAGAGUCUGAGAAACUUUUGGGAUACUGGAAUUAAAUUACAGAAUAACAUUGAUUGGGAAGCUGUUUCUUUGCCAAAUAAUGCUAGUUUAAUAGCCUGUGAAGUAAAAUCAAAGGAAGAUAAAGGCAACAAUAUAUUGAGCAAGCCAGAGUUAAUUCGACAAUCACAAACACCUGAGAGAGAGAAAACACAGAAACUAGAUCCUGUAGUACAUGAACUGCCUCUAAGAUCACCUACCCUGAAUGUGACACACACACAAAAUACAGACACUGUCCAGCUGGACAGAAAACCAGUUAUAUCAAAACCCCAGGACAAGAUUGGUCUUUCACAGCAAGAAGUUAAAGACUGUACAGAAAGAAAUAUUGUUUCAUUAAAAGAGCAUCAUGCUUCCUUGCAGUUGCUCCAGUCACCUGGUGAUAAAGAUGCUUCCAAGGAGACAGCAGUAGGUUCAGAAGAAUUAAAUCCUGUUUUGAUGGCUUUGAAAAGGAGUGCAGAUAGGAAAAUGCUUUCCAAAAGUCUAGAGGACAUUCCAUCAGCCACCUCAAAUAAAGGAAAAAUAAAUAAUCCAAAGGAAGAGUUAGCUCUUAGUGCUGAAGAUGUUUCCACAGUGCCUUCACAGCCUGAUAAACUGUUUACCAAUCCUGACAAACUCAAAGGGCUGAGCAAGUCCAUACCAUCAUUCCUACAAGAAGAGAGUGAUGACAAAGAGACAGAUACAGCAUCAGAAAGCAGUUAUUCCCUUGGCAGAAUCAAGAAGAGUCCCAGUUCUCUAACCAAUCUUAGCAGCUCUUCUGGCAUGGCCUCCUUAUCCUCUGUGAGCGGAAGCCUAAUGAGCAUUUACAGCGCAGACUUUGGCAAUGUUGAUGUGAAGGGGAACAUUCAGUUUGGUAUUGAUUAUGUAGAACAGCUGAAGGAGCUCCACAUUUUCAUUUGCCAGUGUAGAGACUUGGCAGUGGCAGAUGUUAAGCGACAACGUUCAGACCCGUAUGUAAAGACCUACCUCCUCCCAGAGAAGUACAAGCUGGGGAAGCGUAAGACCUCUGUCAAAAAGAAAACUUUCAAUCCAGUCUAUAAUGAAAUUCUGCGGUAUAAAAUUGAGAAGGAUCUCCUGAAGAACCAAAGUCUCAAUAUCUCUGUCUGGCACAAUGAUACCUUUGGGAGGAAUAGUUUCCUUGGUGAAGUGGAGCUGGAUUUGGGAACUUGGGACUGGAAUGAUAAAUCCAACAAGCAGAUCAACUGGUUUCCACUCCAGCCAAGGACUUCAACUAUGGCUGUGACAUUAGAAAACAGAGGGGAGAUGAAAUUAGCUCUCCAGUACAUCCCACACCCUGUUGGAGGGAAAAAGACUCUCUCAACUGGUGAGGUCCACAUCUGGGUGAAAGAAUGCCAUGACCUUCCUCUCCUGAGAAGCAACAGGCUCAACUCCUUUAUUAAGUGUACCAUUCUUCCAGAUACCAGCAGAAAGAGCCGCCAGAAAACAAGAACAGUAUCAAAAACUGCAAACCCAGUAUUCAACCAUACCAUGGUCUACGAUGGCUUUAGACCAGAAGACUUGAAAGAAGCCUGCAUAGAACUCACAGUCUGGGAUCACAACAAACUUGCCAACCACUUUCUGGGAGGUCUCAGGAUAGGCCUUGGAACAGGCAAAAGCUAUGGAACUACAGUAGACUGGAUGGAUUCUACUUCAGAUGAAGCUGCCCUUUGGGAGAAGAUGAUGAAGUCACCAAACAGAUGGGUAGAAGAUACAUUACCUCUCAGGAUGCUGAUGGUUGCAAAAUUUAAAAAAUAGGCUGGCUUUUUGAUUGCUGGUGUCAAAAAGUUGGGAAUGAAGUUAAAGCCUGGACAGAGAGAGC